GCAGUGGGCUGCGGGGGGUCGCGGCUCCUUAGCGUUCGCGGGGGGUCUUGAAGAUGGGGGCACCGGCUCAACGUGGACGGGCUGCUGGUCUACUUCCCGUACGACUACAUCUACCCCGAGCAGUUCUCCUACAUGCGGGAGCUCAAACGCACGCUGGACGCCAAGGGCCAUGGAGUGCUGGAGAUGCCCUCAGGCACUGGGAAGACAGUGUCCCUGUUGGCCCUGAUCAUGGCAUACCAGCGGGCGUAUCCGCUGGAGGUGACCAAACUCAUCUACUGCUCAAGAACUGUGCCAGAGAUUGAGAAGGUGAUCGAAGAGCUUCGAAAGUUGCUGAACUUUUAUGAGAAGCAGGAGGGCGAGAAGCUGCCGUUUUUGGGGCUGGCUCUGAGCUCCCGCAAAAACUUGUGUAUUCACCCUGAGGUGACACCCCUGCGCUUUGGGAAGGACGUUGAUGGGAAAUGCCACAGCCUCACAGCCUCCUAUGUGCGGGCGCAGUACCAGCAUGACACCAGCCUGCCCCACUGCCGCUUCUAUGAGGAAUUUGACACCCAUGGGCGUGAGGUGCCCCUCCCUCCUGGCAUCUACAACCUGGAUGACCUGAAGGCGCUGGGGCGACACCACGGCUGGUGCCCGUACUUCCUUGCCCGAUAUUCAAUCCUGCAUGCUAACGUGGUGGUUUAUAGCUACCACUACCUCCUGGACCCCAAGAUUGCAGACCUGGUGUCCAAGGAACUGGCCCGCAAGGCCGUCGUGGUCUUCGAUGAGGCCCACAACAUUGACAAUGUCUGCAUCGACUCCAUGAGCGUCAACCUCACCCGCCGGACCCUUGACCGAUGCCAGGGCAACCUGGAGACUCUGCAGAAGACGGUGCUCAGGAUCAAAGAGACAGAUGAGCAGCGCCUGCGGGAUGAGUACCGGCGCCUGGUGGAGGGGCUGCGGGAGGCCAGCGCCGCCCGGGAGACGGACGCCCACCUGGCCAACCCUGUGCUGCCCGAUGAGGUGCUGCAGGAGGCGGUGCCAGGCUCCAUCCGCACAGCUGAGCACUUCCUGGGCUUCCUGCGGCGGCUGCUGGAGUACGUGAAGUGGCGGCUGCGCGUGCAGCACGUGGUGCAGGAGAGCCCACCAGCCUUUCUGAGCGGCCUGGCCCAGCGCGUGUGCAUCCAGCGCAAGCCCCUCAGAUUCUGUGCUGAACGCCUCCGCUCCCUGCUGCACACGCUGGAGAUCACCGACCUGGCCGACUUCUCCCCGCUCACCCUCCUUGCCAACUUUGCCACCCUCGUCAGCACCUACGCCAAGGGAUUCACCAUCAUCAUCGAGCCCUUUGACGACAGAACCCCGACCAUUGCCAACCCCAUCCUGCACUUCAGCUGCAUGGACGCCUCGCUGGCCAUCAAACCCGUGUUCGAGCGCUUCCAGUCUGUCAUCAUCACGUCUGGGACGCUGUCCCCGUUGGACAUCUACCCCAAGAUCCUGGAUUUCCACCCUGUCACCAUGGCAACCUUCACCAUGACGCUGGCCCGGGUCUGCCUCUGCCCUAUGAUCAUCGGCCGAGGCAAUGACCAGGUGGCCAUCAGCUCCAAGUUUGAGACCCGGGAGGAUAUCGCUGUGAUCCGGAACUAUGGGAACCUCCUGCUGGAGAUGUCCGCUGUGGUCCCUGAUGGCAUCGUGGCCUUCUUCACCAGCUACCAGUACAUGGAGAGCACCGUGGCCUCCUGGUAUGAGCAGGGGAUUCUUGAGAACAUCCAAAGGAAUAAGCUGCUCUUUAUCGAGACCCAGGAUGGUGCCGAGACCAGCGUCGCCCUGGAGAAGUACCAGGAGGCUUGCGAGAACGGCCGAGGAGCCAUCCUGCUGUCAGUGGCCCGGGGCAAAGUGUCCGAAGGAAUCGACUUCGUACACCACUACGGGCGGGCCGUCAUCAUGUUUGGUGUCCCCUACGUCUACACGCAGAGCCGCAUUCUCAAGGCACGGCUGGAAUACCUGCGGGACCAGUUCCAGAUCCGUGAGAAUGACUUUCUCACCUUUGAUGCCAUGCGCCACGCGGCGCAGUGCGUGGGACGAGCCAUCAGGGGCAAGACGGACUACGGCCUCAUGGUCUUUGCCGACAAGCGGUUUGCCCGUGCAGACAAGCGGGGGAAGCUGCCCCGCUGGAUCCAGGAGCACCUCACAGAUGCCAACCUCAACCUGACUGUGGACGAGGGUGUCCAGGUGGCCAAGUACUUCCUACGGCAGAUGGCACAACCCUUCCACCGGGAGGAUCAGCUGGGCCUGUCUCUGCUCAGCCUGGAGCAGCUGCAGUCACAGGAGACACUGCAGAGGAUAGAGCAGAUUGCUCAGCAGCUGUGAGCAGGGCAAGGCCGUCAACUGUUCCUGGUGA
Molecule: messenger RNA, 2374 nt
Organism: Saimiri boliviensis boliviensis (Bolivian squirrel monkey)
Lineage: Eukaryota; Metazoa; Chordata; Mammalia; Primates; Cebidae
Gene: ERCC2
Product: ERCC excision repair 2, TFIIH core complex helicase subunit
Biological process (GO): transcription by RNA polymerase II; nucleotide-excision repair; positive regulation of mitotic recombination
Cellular component (GO): nucleus
Molecular function (GO): hydrolase activity, acting on acid anhydrides, in phosphorus-containing anhydrides; ATP binding; DNA helicase activity
Source: RefSeq, a predicted model, not a curated record